UCAAGAGUGGGUGAAGUUUGCUUGGAAGAGAGAUCAAGCAGAAGCUAUGGCUCAAACAAUGUUGUUGAUGCCAAGUUCUGUUUCCACAAAUCUCAAGAGAGAUCCUUCACUCCAAUCCCAAGUUCAGAAAUUAAGGCCAGCACUAUUGCCUAAAAUCCUAUUUAACCCGUCCCUUCCUACAAAACCCAAUUCCUAUAAAGGGCUAACCACUAUUGCUCUCUUCAAAUCCAAGACCAAAGCUCCUCUCAAGAAGGCGGCUCCAACUCCAAAACCCAAAACUGAAGAUGGUAUAUUUGGUACUUCUGGAGGCAUUGGUUUCACCAAGCAGAACGAGCUCUUCGUGGGUCGUGUCGCCAUGAUUGGCUUUGCAGCAUCAUUGUUGGGUGAAGCAGUAACUGGGAAAGGAAUUCUGUCACAAUUGAAUCUCGAGACUGGAAUUCCCAUUUAUGAAGCUGAACCACUGCUUCUGUUCUUUAUUCUUUUCACAUUGCUUGGAGCCAUUGGAGCUUUGGGUGACCGUGGCAGAUUUGUCGAUGACCCUCCAACUGGAAUUGACAAGGCUGUCAUUCCUCCAGGCAAAGGAGUCAGAGGAGCAUUGGGCCUCAAAGAAAGUGGUCCCCUGUUUGGAUUCACCAAGGCAAAUGAGCUAUUUGUGGGAAGAUUGGCACAACUGGGUAUUGCUUUCUCAUUAAUUGGAGAGAUUAUAACAGGAAAAGGAGCUCUCGCGCAGCUAAACAUCGAGACUGGAAUUCCCAUCAAUGAAAUUGAACCCCUUGUGUUGUUCAAUGUCAUAUUCUUCUUCUUUGCGGCAUUGAAUCCCGGUACCGGUAAAUUUCUCACCGACGAGGAAGAAGAGUAGUUAAUGACAUUGCUUAAUUGUAAAACACUAUUGCUUUUUUGCAUUAGCAGUACUUUUUCUCUGCCCUUCUCUUCCUCAAAUGAUCUAUUUUGACAUUAAUUAAGAUGGUCGCAAACCUUUUUCUUC
Molecule: messenger RNA, 985 nt
Organism: Tripterygium wilfordii
Lineage: Eukaryota; Viridiplantae; Streptophyta; Magnoliopsida; Celastrales; Celastraceae
Product: photosystem II 22 kDa protein, chloroplastic
Exons: 4
Coding region: 47-859 (270 amino acids)
Source: RefSeq, a predicted model, not a curated record